Molecule: messenger RNA, 1594 nt
Organism: Sarcophilus harrisii (Tasmanian devil)
Lineage: Eukaryota; Metazoa; Chordata; Mammalia; Dasyuromorphia; Dasyuridae
Gene: PPOX
Product: protoporphyrinogen oxidase
Exons: 13
Coding region: 86-1516 (476 amino acids)
Biological process (GO): heme biosynthetic process
Cellular component (GO): mitochondrial inner membrane
Molecular function (GO): protoporphyrinogen oxidase activity, oxygen as acceptor
Source: RefSeq, a predicted model, not a curated record
GCUGGGGGCGGGGCCCCGCACCCCCCACUCCGCCAGCCCCCCUCGCCCUCGCUCGUUUGGCCUCCCGGGUCCUUUCGGCUCCAGAAUGCCCCGGACCGUGGCCGUGCUGGGCGGCGGCAUCAGCGGCUUGGCCGCCUGCUACUACCUGAUCCGGGCCCCGCAGCCUCCGAAGGUGAUCCUCAUCGAAGCCAGCCAGCGCCUCGGAGGCUGGAUCCGGUCUGUUAGGGGGGAGGAUGGAGCUGUGUUUGAGCUCGGACCCCGAGGAAUCCGUCCUGCCGGAGAGCUAGGAGCCAGGACCUUGCUCAUGGUCUCUGAGCUUGGUUUGGAUUCUGCAAUUUUGCCAGUUCCCGGGAACCAUCCUGCCGCUCAAAAUCGAUUCCUGUAUGUGGGGGGAACCUUGCACCCCCUGCCUACUGGCCUCAGGGGACUGUUCCUUCCAGCCCCCCCUUUCACCAAGCCCCUGUUCUGGGCUGGGCUUCGGGAGCUGACUACUCCUAGGGGUAUGGAACCUGAUGAGACUGUGCACAGUUUUGCAGAGAGGCGCCUGGGACCUGAGGUGGCUUCUAUCGCCAUGGACAGUCUAUGUCGAGGAGUAUUUGCAGGAGACAGUAGAGUUCUCAGUAUCCGCUCCUGUUUCCCCAGUCUCUUUAAGGCUGAACGGACUCAUCGAUCUGUUUUGCUGGGGUUGCUACGGGGUUCAGGGCAGAGCCCCCUACUAGAUUCACCUCUGAUUAAUCAGGCCAGAGCUGAGCGUUGGAGCCAGUGGUCUCUUCGGGGAGGGCUGGAGACACUGCCCCAGGCCUUGGGCACCCAUCUGAGUCAUCAAGGAGUCGACGUUCUAAAGGGUCAGGCAGUUUGUGGACUCAACUUCCAGUCAGGUCGAUGGCAGGUAUCUCUGGAGGACAGCAGCCUGGAGGCUGAUCACAUCAUUAGUGCCGUCCCUGCUGCAGUGCUAAGUGAGCUGCUUCCCUCUGAGGCGGCCCCUCUGGCCCAGAGCCUGGACCCUAUUUAUGCUGUAUCUGUGGCUGUGGUGAAUUUGCAAUAUCAGGGGGUUCAUCUGCCUGUCCAGGGGUUUGGACACCUAGUGCCAUCUUCUGAAGACCCUGGUGUCCUGGGAGUUGUAUACGAUUCUGUUGCCUUCCCUGAACAGGACGGGAGUCCUGGCAGUCUUAGAGUAACGGUGAUGUUGGGGGGAGCUUGGCUACAGGCCCUGGAGAGUGGAGGGCAGAAGCUAUCUCAGGAACUAUUCCAGCAACAAGCCCAGAAAGCAGUUGCCACACAGUUGGGGCUAAAAAAGCCUCCAACUCAAAGUCUGGUCAGCCUACAUAAGAGCUGUAUUCCUCAAUAUACUUUGGGCCACUGGCAGAGACUAGAGGCAGCUGCCCAAUUUCUGGCCAAACAUCAGCUGCCUCUGACUCUAGCUGGAGCAUCUUAUGAAGGUGUUUCUGUCAAUGACUGCAUUGAGAGUGGGCGUCGGGCAGCAGCUCAAGUCUUGAAUGCUAUUCCUGACCUUUGACCCAGAACCUUUUUUUUUUCUUAUCCCUGCAGGCCAGGGGCUGCUGUCAAGAAUAAUAAAAUUGCUCUAAUUGGAAAG